AUGGGGAUCCCCAGUGUGACCACAAACCUCUCUGGGUUCGGCUGCUUCAUGGAGGAGCACGUGUCCGACCCCUCUGCGUACGGGAUCUACAUUGUGGACCGGCGCUUCAGGUCUGCAGACGACUCGUGUAACCAGUUGACCCAGUUCAUGUUGAGCUUCUGUGGACAGUCUCGACGCCAGAGGAUCAUCCAGAGGAACCGCACUGAGCGCCUGUCCGAGCUGCUGGACUGGAGAUACCUGGCCCGGUUCUAUAGUCACUCGCGGCACCUGGCCCUCAGCAGAGCUUUCCCAGACCAGUUCAGAGCGGAUCCAGUGGCUUCUCUCCAGGCUGAAGGCUUCCGUUACCCCAGACCGUACUCUGUGCCCCCCUCCCCCUCUGCCUCCCUCCACUCCACCCCCCACCACAGCGACGAGGAAGAGGAGGAGGACUACGACGAAGACCUGGAGGCCGAGAAGGACCGCGUGAACAUCCGAGCGCCCUUUGUGCUCGGCUCUGCGUCCGACCACAACUGA
Knipowitschia caucasica is the source of this 513-nucleotide messenger RNA. The record is from the annotation of a GenBank genome assembly. Lineage: Eukaryota; Metazoa; Chordata; Actinopteri; Gobiiformes; Gobiidae.